Molecule: messenger RNA, 561 nt
Organism: Olea europaea var. sylvestris
Lineage: Eukaryota; Viridiplantae; Streptophyta; Magnoliopsida; Lamiales; Oleaceae
Exons: 2
Coding region: 1-561 (186 amino acids)
Source: RefSeq, a predicted model, not a curated record
AUGGAGGUCUUUUCAGAUUUAAUGGGUUUAAUGGUUGCUAAGCAAGAUUUCAAAUACCAUUGGAGUUGUGAGGAGGAAAAGAUCACCCACUUGUGUUUUGCUGACGAUCUUAUGGUUUUUUGUAGAGUUGAUGUUGGUUCUGAAUCUUUUAUUAAUGCUUGGUUUAAUCGAUUCAAAGCUCUUUUUGGUCUUAUUCCAAAUCCAGAGAAGAUUAAUCUAUUUGUUAGUGGUGUUUCUUCAUAUCUUAAGGAUCACUUGCUAGAUGUUUUAGGGUAUAAGGAGGGCGUGUUACCGGUAUAUUGGUCUUCUAUAUUUAUUUUACCAAAAGCUGUGAUCAAACAAGUGGAAGCUACUCUACGAACUUUCUUAUGGAAGGGUUGUGACCUUAACACCGAUGGGACUAAAGUGGUUUGGACAAAAAUUUGUAUGCCUAAGGAUGAUGGUGGUUUGGGUCUACGAAGCAUGGAGAUUUGGAAUAAGGCUGUCAUGUUAAAGCACCUUUGGUCCCUUUGUAUGAAUUCAGCCUCCUCUUGUGGGUUUCAUGGGCAUGAUGCUACUUAA